Heterocephalus glaber (naked mole-rat) is the source of this 1704-nucleotide messenger RNA. RefSeq names its product arylsulfatase H. Gene Ontology annotation, molecular function: arylsulfatase activity. Lineage: Eukaryota; Metazoa; Chordata; Mammalia; Rodentia; Bathyergidae. The record is from RefSeq and is a predicted model, not a curated record.
AUGAGCAGCAGGCUGGUGACCAGGAGUUCCAGGCCCAAUAUCGUUCUGCUCAUGGCGGAUGACCUCGGGGUGGGGGAUCUAUGCUGCUACGGUAAUAACACAGUGAGCACCCCUAAUAUUGACCGCCUGGCCAGCGAGGGCGUGAGGCUCACCCAGCACCUGGCGGCCGCCUCCAUGUGCACCCCAAGCCGGGCUGCCUUCCUCACUGGGCGCUACCCCAUCCGGGCAGGCAUGGCGUCCUCCUCCGAUGUGAACCGCGACUUCCCUUGGCUGGCUGGAUCCGGCGGCCUCCCUGCCAAUGAGACGACGUUUGCGGAGCUGCUACAGCACCGGGGAUACCGCACUGGACUCAUAGGAAAAUGGCACUUAGGUUUGAGCUGUGCAUCCAGAAACGACCACUGCUACCACCCCCUGAACCACGGCUUCGACUACUUCUACGGGAUGCCCUUCGGGCUCCUGGGUGACUGCCAGGCUUCCAAGGCCCCAGAGCUGCACCGGUGGCUCAGGAUGAAGCUCUGGCUCUCCACGGUGGCCCUCGGCCUGCUGCCGCUCCUGCUGCUGGUACCCAGACUGGCCGGCUGGUUCCCGGUGCCCUGGGGGCUCAUUGUCCUCUUUGCCGUCCUCGCCGUGCUGUUUUUCCUCUGCUGGUUCUGGAGCUAUGGGUUUGUGCGGCGCUGGAACUGCAUCCUCAUGCGUAACCACGAGAUUGUGCAGCAGCCCAUGAGAGAGGACAAGGUCUCCUCUCUCUUGGUGAAGGAGGCGCUGGGCUUCAUAGAACGAUAUAAGCGGGGUCCUUUUCUCCUCUUCUUUGCCUUUCUGCACGUGCGCAGCCCGCUUAUCACCAGGAAGAAGUUCGUGGGGCACAGUAAAUAUGGAUUAUACGGGGACAAUGUAGAAGAAAUGGAUUGGAUGGUGGGUAAAAUCCUGCAGGCACUGGAUCAGGAGCGUCUGGCCAACCACACCCUGGUUUACUUCACCUCAGACAAUGGUGGCCGCCUGGAGGUUCAGGAUGGCGCAGCCCGGCUGGGCGGCUGGAACAGUGUCUACAAAGGUGGCAGAGGCAUGGGUGGCUGGGAAGGGGGCAUCCGUGUGCCCGGGAUCUUCCGCUGGCCGGCCGUGCUGGAGGCGGGCAAGGUCAUCCAUGGGGCCACCAGCCUGAUGGACAUCUUCCCCACGCUGGCCUACAUAGGCGGGGCCAUGCUGCCCCAGGACAGGGUGAUCGACGGCCGGAACUUGAUGCCCCUCCUGGAGGGCAGGGCGGCCCACUCCGACCACGAGUUCCUCUUCCACUACUGCGGUGUCCACUUGCACGCUGUCCGCUGGCACCAGAGGGACUGCGCCACGGCCUGGAAGGCCCAUUUUGUGACCCCCAGGCUCUCCCCGGAGGGUGCCGGGGCGUGCUACCUGAGCGGGCUGUGCGCCUGCUCCGGGGCCGUCACCCACCACGACCCGCCGCUGCUGUUCGACAUCUCCAGAGACCCCGCGGAAGCCCAGGAACUGAACCCCGACAACCACCCCGCCUUCGACUCCGUGAUGAAGAAGAUCGGAGCGGCAGUGAGGCAGCACCGCAAGACGCUGACUCCGGUGCCACAGCAGUUGUCAGCUUUCAACGCGCUCUGGAAGCCCUGGCUGCAGCCUUGCUGUGGGACCUUCCCCUUCUGUGGGUGUGACCGAGAGGAUGACAUCCUGCUGGCGGCCCCGUGA